Messenger RNA from Vitis vinifera (wine grape), 342 nucleotides. RefSeq lists its product as uncharacterized. Bases 1 to 342 code for a protein of 113 amino acids. NCBI's taxonomy places the organism in Eukaryota, Viridiplantae, Streptophyta, Magnoliopsida, Vitales, Vitaceae. The record is from RefSeq and is a predicted model, not a curated record. The transcript has a single exon.
AUGUCUACUUCCAAGACUCACCGGAGAGGACACGAAGAAAAGAACCUGAAGGGGAAGCUGGCCCAGAGAUCGUCGUCGUUCCACUCCAGUAUUCCGAUGACUAUGGCCCCGCAGGCUGAGCUUCGCCGUCCAAAGACCUUGCCGGACCUACUCUCAGGUAGGAGUGUCUUUGGACUGUCGGUGGAGGGAGGGCCACAGUUGACCAAGUUGCUGCUCAAUCUCACCGUUCAAAGGAGUUUAGGGCCAGUCCAGGUUGUGAUGUCGCCAGAUUCAACAGUCGGAGAUCUGAUCAUGGCGGCACUGCGGCAGUAUGCAAAGGAGGGGCGACUGUUUCAAUUAUGA